Mesorhabditis spiculigera is the source of this 390-nucleotide messenger RNA. NCBI's taxonomy places the organism in Eukaryota, Metazoa, Nematoda, Chromadorea, Rhabditida, Rhabditidae. The record is from the annotation of a GenBank genome assembly.
AUGCUUGAAAUUGCUGUUCGGCACCAACUGCGACGGCCUGUUCUGGCCCGGAUGCUGGACAUCGAAGAGGCAAGGCUGCCUAUACAGGAAGACGUGAAUCAAGCGGGGACAGCUAUCUCGAAUAUUCUGUGUAACUUGCUUAAAGACACUUCGCUGGCGCCGGUGACUAAUAAUCAAUUAUGCGAGGACCUGCUCGCCAUCAUUAAAGGAAUGGUGGAUGCCGCCGGGCUUCGAGGUGAACACGAUGCGCAAUGUUUGCUUCGUCGUGUGGAGUAUGCGGUUUAUGGGUACAUCGAUAGAUGUCCCGAUACACCUCCAGAAGCAUCUCCAGUGGGUGCCUCAAGGCUCGAUCAGAAAGGCGUUUCACCUGGCUACGGCACGAGUAACCAG